Messenger RNA from Hypomesus transpacificus, 936 nucleotides. Its product is annotated as ferritin, middle subunit-like. The transcript is spliced from 4 exons. Bases 131 to 652 code for a protein of 173 amino acids. Gene Ontology annotation, cellular component: cytoplasm. Lineage: Eukaryota; Metazoa; Chordata; Actinopteri; Osmeriformes; Osmeridae. The record is from RefSeq and is a predicted model, not a curated record. Gene Ontology annotation, biological process: iron ion transport; intracellular iron ion homeostasis. Gene Ontology annotation, molecular function: ferrous iron binding; ferric iron binding.
UAACAAUUCAUAGCGCUCCGAAGACAUCGAAGAUUCUUGCUUCAACAGUGAUUGAACGGAACUUCAUCCUCCGAGCCGAUUUUUGUUUUUUAUUGCACGUUUUGACAAGAAAACAAGAAAAACUGCCAAAAUGGAGUCUCAGAUCCGCCAGAACUACCACCGGGAAUGCGAAGCUGCCAUCAAUCGCAUGGUCAAUUUAGAGCUUUUUGCCUCCUACACCUACACUUCAAUGGCUUUUUACUUCUCCCGUGAUGACGUGGCUCUCCAAGGAUUCUCAAAGUUCUUCAAGGAGAACAGCGAGGAGGAACGUGAGCAUGGCGACAAGCUCAUGUCUUUCCAAAAUAAGCGAGGGGGACGCAUCUCCCUACAGGACAUCAAGAAACCAGAGAGAGAUGAGUGGGGCAGCGGGCUGGAGGCCAUGAGGUGUGCCCUGCAGCUGGAGAAGAACGUCAACCAGGCCCUUCUCGACCUCCACAAAGUGGCUUCUGAUAAGGGAGACCCACAUCUGUGUGACUUCCUGGAGACCCACUACCUGAAUGAGCAGGUGGAGGCCAUCAAGAAGCUGGGAGACCACAUCACCAACCUCACCAAGAUGGACGCACACAACAACAAGAUGGCCGAGUACCUGUUCGACAAGCACACCCUGUGCUAAACUUCAGAUCAUUAGGACCUUCAGUUUCCUGGAGAAUACCACCCGUUUGUAGUGUUUUUUUGUGUGUUUUUUUAACCUUUUAAUUUUUCUGUAUACCAUUCCCUAAGGGAUGUUUUAAUGGUUUGAUGUUACUGACUGAUGUGUUGUCAUCUGGAUUGUUGUAUCUGGCAUUGGUGGUAUGUAUGCUCUAGUGAAUCUUACUCAAUACACAUUUUGAGUUGCAGUCUUUUUGACAUUUAUUGUUUCUGAAAUAUGACUUGAAUUGGAUAUAAACAGUCGAGAGA